AUGAAAAGACGAACGGUGAGAAAAUGUCAGCGAACAAUUUCUACUGAUAAAGAGCUAUUCGAAAUUGAACGAUUUAAAAAAUGUUCGAAAACUUUUAUCAUCAGGAAUACAUUGGAUUUUAUAGAUUACACGCUUUUUUUUAACCAUAUUUCAGAGAAAUUAAUUUUGAAUUUAAAAGAAUCGUGUGAAAAUACAUCUAUAAAAUUUAAUUUAGUUGUAGAUAGUGUUUACGAAAGAAUUUUAAUGCAAGAAGUACAGGAUAUUGCAUUCAAAACUUCUAAUGUUUUUGCGUGUAAUUCAUCAAAUUUCAAAAAAUUACUAAACAACAUGUUCAAUAAAUUGUUACGAGAAGAGGCAGAUUUUAAACAGAAAGGUUCUGGAUGGUCACUCAAGGUGAUAGAAACAUUGCAGCUGAGAAUCAAUAUAGUGAAUCCUCUGAAAGGAGGAACAUAUAUUGAUUUACCUAGUAUGUUAAAGAUAAAAAAGCGAUUAUCAAUGUGA
This is a messenger RNA of Macrosiphum euphorbiae (potato aphid), 501 nucleotides long. NCBI's taxonomy places the organism in Eukaryota, Metazoa, Arthropoda, Insecta, Hemiptera, Aphididae. The record is from the annotation of a GenBank genome assembly.